Messenger RNA from Prunus armeniaca (apricot), 423 nucleotides. The record is from the annotation of a GenBank genome assembly. Lineage: Eukaryota; Viridiplantae; Streptophyta; Magnoliopsida; Rosales; Rosaceae.
AUGACCCUCGUUUCACAAAUAGAGCUUUCCGAGAUCGAGGACCUGCCGAUGAAGCUCCUUCAGGAGGAGGCUAGCCGUACCUUCCGUCUUCAAGCUUCGGCUUCAAUGGACAUGUGGCUGUGCGUCAAGCGAGCCAUCAAUGCUGCCGAAAAGGUGAAGAAGGCUUAUGAAGACCGCAGGGCUAGGGUUGCCGAGGUUGGCAAGGCUAUCCAAGCCCAGGCGAACUUGGCGAAGGACAUGCAGGCUGGCGAACGGCAGGUCAAGGUUUAUCAAACCAAGUUUGGGGAAAUGUUGGCAGCCCUGGAGUCGGCGCAGCUAACGGCAAAGGUGGCUCUAGAGGCGAAGGAGGCGAUCCAGGUGGCCUUUGAGGAGGUGGGCUCGGAAAUGGCGGAUCUGCUCUACCGUUUCAAAUUGAAGGCAUAA